Molecule: messenger RNA, 5575 nt
Organism: Lytechinus pictus (painted urchin)
Lineage: Eukaryota; Metazoa; Echinodermata; Echinoidea; Temnopleuroida; Toxopneustidae
Exons: 6
Coding region: 1031-3481 (816 amino acids)
Source: RefSeq, a predicted model, not a curated record
CAGGACAUAUGUCGUGCGGUGACGAGGGGAGACUGGAAAUUGCCAAAACACAUACUCAUAUGUACCACCAUACGGCACCUCUAUCGCAGUAAACAACUUACCACUAUUCUCAACAGGUUGGGUCACAGUGAGACAUAUGACUUCGGCUUGGAACUUGAGACAGCGCUCGCUAAGGCUCUUGAUGAUGUUUCCACAUCCCUUACUCCACAGAUCAUAACCGGCGAAGGAAACAAUGUGUUUCAUUUGGAGUGGGACAAUCUGAACAAGAUAACAACAAAUAUUCAUGGCCCAAACAUAGUGAACAGCACAGGUGGGAUAAUGAUACAAGAGGUGAAACCUGGGUUUGAUACCACUGAACAGGAUCGGACUCUCCCUCUCUUCACACGGAGCAAUGAACGCUCACUGAAAUUGGAUACACCUGAGACCCUGGCUCCUGUUCACAUUCAUAGUCGAGUAGGCCCCACAUUUCCCGAAGGAGCCUCAUUCACUCCACCUAUCAUAAACUGUGAAAUGUAUGCAACAUGCCUCCAAGAGUAUCGUGUCUGGUUGUUUGCACGAGUGGUGGGGAGCAGUGGAGCAAAGCAACCUGUCCCAGGGUUUGGUGGCUUCAUCUCGGCUACUGGUGUGAAACCUCGAAGAAAGUCAACGAUCGACUAUUUCACACCUAUCCACCAUCCCUUUACUGACUAUUCAACUAUCAAGGAGCUGCUAAAGCGGUCAGAAGAUGCUACCAUGCAAGUGGGUCAGGAGUACGUCCUCAACACAUUCGACCUUGGAGGUUGUAUGAAAGUACUCCCCCUGAUUUGGAAACACCCAGAUGAAUACAAGAAGCAUGUGGUCACACCAGGACCAUUCCACACAGGAAUGAACUACAUCGGCAUGGUGACUGGUCACAAAUGUAAGGGAUCGGGCUAUUCUGAAAUACUUAUUGAAGCUGGUCGGUCUCAUCACUAGUGGCUGCCUACGUAGUGUAUUGACAGGAAAGGCGUAUGCUAAAGCAUCGUUCUGCCUCAAGACAGUCAGUGAAGCUAUGGAGAGGUUGUUAAUUGAGGCAUUCGUUGAGGAGGAGAAAGUUAAGGUCACCAACCCGAAAGCCCUGCUCAAUCUAGUAAAGACAUGCACGCGAGAGAAGCUCGACUGUGCGAUGCAGGACGCAUCCACUUCCACCAUGCUUGAAAAGUAUGUCACAUAUGAAGAUAAGGUACGCAAGGGUCACCUUGGCAAGACUGCCACAUUCUGGCUUAGUGUGAUAGAUCAUACCCGUCUGAUCCUAAUGUUGCAGUAUUCUGUAAAGACUAACAACUUGUCCCUCUUCCACAAGUGCAACGGUGAUAUGGCUGACCUAUUCUUUGCAUACGAUGGACCCAAUUACUCGAGAUACUUGUGCUGGUUUGAUGUUUUCCUGACAAACAUCGAACUGUCUCAUCCUGGGGCCAAGGAUCUGCUGGAGAAGGGUGGAAUUGCUGUGGCAAGGUCUCUCAUCCCUGGUUCUCUAUGUGGGGUGGACAAGACCAUGGAGGAGACCUUCAUGAAGUUUGCCAAGUCACAAGGUGGGUUCGUAGGUCUAUUUUCCAUGUUUGGUGCCUACCAAAGAUGUUGUCGUACGACAUCAACUCGUGCUCAGUACUUCGAGAAGAUGCUGGAGAUGUGCGGCCUUGUUGAUGACCCAGACUACCCGAAAGCCGGGAAGCACCGUGAGCUGGAAAGAGCUGAAAUGAAGAAGUCUGAAGAUAACGUUCAGCGUACCAUCUCUGCUAUCCACAACUUUGUCAAUCCUUUCUCCUUGGUUGACAAGGACCACCUAUACAACAUAGCGUCUGGUGCUCCUGUUUCUGCAGAGAUUGAGUUUGAUGUGCUCCGUGCUGAAUCCGCUGGUAAGGAGGCCAAGGAAGCAUUCAUCAAAGAACGCUUGGUGAAGGAUUCUAAACGGCUGUUCUUUGACCCUAUCAAGAGACAGAAACUGAAGUCCUUGGAGGCCUCUAACAAGUCAGUGAAGCUCACUGGCACACAGGGAAAGGCUAUCCAGUACCGUGAGCAAAGUGACCUUGCAUUUACGUUACUCAUCAAGUCUCAGAACCUUGACGAGCCCCUUAACCUCGAUGAGCUGAUGAGGUAUUCCCUGACCCCUGUCCCUCACAGCCUUGGUACUCCCGACGGGUUCUUUAACAAGACGAACAAGGCUUCUAUGCUUCAUUUUCUGAUGGAAGAUGCUCCCGAGGAUGUGCCUUACCCAGAAGACGCUCUAUACAUCCAGGAUGGUAAUGCACUUUUUCACGCCCUGGAGAACCUUCCGCCAACGUUUGGUCAAAUUUGCCUCCAAGUGCUGGAUCAGAUGGUAGCUAAGAAGAAUUUUGUCUUCUCAACUGACUCAUACCACGUGGACUCCAUCAAGUCUCAGGAGAGGCUGCGCCGAGGCUUCUCGCAGAGGUUUAUUGUAGAGGGACCCGCAACAAGGAAGCCGAGUGACUUCAAGCUAUUCCUGGCAAAUGAGGAGAACAAGACACAGCUCUGUAAACUAAUGCUACGUGUUUGGGGGAGUCAGGCAGCAACCUCUCGGCUUGAGAAAAGUGGGACAGCAGUGGUAGUAGUCGAGGGAAAGGCGUAUCAGCUGGACACAUCAGAUGGCAAUGUAACGCCCCAUGAGAUCCAUGAGCUGGAGUCAAAUCAGGAGGAAACAGACACUCGGGUUGUACUGUAUCUUAAGUAUGCUGCCAAGCUGGGGUACAAAUCAGCUGUGGUGAGGACUCCAGACACUGACAUAUUCUUGAUCCUCUUGCAUUAUGCUCAGUCCAUCCCCAUAACUAUCUACCUGGAUACAGGAACUGGGAAGCAUCGUCAGAUUGUCAAUGUAAGUGAACUAGCAGAGUCAAAGGGAGCUGACUACUGCACCACAGUUCUCGGAUUGUUUGUAUUCACCGGGGAAGAUGUGACAAGUGCCUUCAAGGGCAAGGGCAAGGUUGGGCCCCUGAAGAAGUUACAGAGCCACCCCAAGUACCACACAGCCUUCAGAAAACUUGGUGAUGAGUGGUCUGUCGAGCCAGAGGUGUUGGAUGACAUUGAGGCAUUUACGUGUCUAAUGUAUGGUCAUGCUAGGGAAAAGUCUGUCAAUGCAGUACGCAGCAUCAUUCUGAAGCAGAUGGUGGGGGACGACGAAAGACUGACGUCCAAAUCAAAGGUUGAUCUCUCCCGGCUCCCACCAUGCAGAGACAACCUUGUACCACACAUUAACCGUGUAAACCACCGCCUUGCUCACUACAAGCGAGCUGAGGAGAUGAUCUUCUACAGCCCCAAACCUUAUGAUCCUGGACAAGGCUGGGAGAAGACAAAGGAGGGUAUUUUGCAGCCAAUAUGGUCAUGUGGUCCUAUCCUCCCACCUUCCCUCAUUGACUUACUAGAAUCAACUAUUAAUGAAGUGGAAGAUGAUGAAGAGGAGGAAGAAGAAAUUGAUUAUGAUGAGCUUCUUGAUGGUGAUGAUGAGUAGCUUGUCCUGCCACCCAAGCCCCAUCCUUAUUAUCAUAUUGAACUUUUGUGUUUAUCUUAAAAACUAGCAUUGCAAAAUGAUCUUACAAUUUUUAUUUUGUAUAUAUAGGUAGAUUUGGAUUGGCUAGAUUUGGAAUGUAAAUUAUACUGAUUUAUGCUUUUUUAGUUUUUCUUUAUCCCUCAAGAAGAUCUAGCAACCUGACAAUAAACGCAAAAAUUAAUGUAGCGGUGUUUGAGUUGUCGGAUCUCGCAUCACAUUCACGAUAAAGGCAAGGGUAUAUUCCAUGAAAAUUGAAAAGUGGCAGAAAUAGACAUUCAGUGAAUUAAAGGACUACGACAUGCUUAAACUAUAACCUCGCAAUAGAUUCCUCAUGCCAACUUUACACUCAAGAUGGGGACAUUCGUCUUCAAGCUAUACGUAGUUAAAAAUCUAAAUUAUACAGAUCGGGUUGUGGUUAAUUUGAAGGCCCCCACAUGGGGUUACGGACAUUAAGUUUCCAGAACCUUUCUUCGGGUAACCAAUGAAUGAUGUCUCCUCACAGGAGGAUAAAAUACAAGUGGCAUUGUAAACUAGCAUUAAUGCCGUUUGGCCACAUUUGGGCUCCAAAAGCACAUUAUGUUAAAUAAGCCCGUAUUCUGAAUUCAGUUUUAAAUUGAACACUGGUUUAAAGUUGUGGUUUAACUUUGGAGAGCCAAUUGGGACACACAUCCCUAACAGUACACAUUCCAUUUAUUGACUCACAUGACACCCAAAUUGUUCAUAAUGAUAAUUGAAGUAUUUUUCUUCAUUAUGAAAGCAAAAAGGAAACAGAGUAGUAAACGUAAGAGAUAUACAAUAUAAACAUAUUUUUUAAAUUUUGGCUAUCCAUAAUUAAAAACAAGAGUUAGACCGUGUUCUAAGAACUUUUCCAAGAGACUUCAUUGAAUAAAUGUGUUUAUGAUGUAACAGAAACACCCUUGUUUGUCUAUGUAUUAUUCUGAAUCAGAUAAAUUUCUAUUACCACGCAGAGUACAUACUGUACAUUACGGUGUGUUAGUCAUACCAACAAAAUCGAUGGAAGAAGCUGGUCAAAUCUUUUGUAUUAUUUGAAUGGCAUACCAUUCAUCACUUCGCAAUCGUUUUCAUGGGUGUGACUGCCACACCGAGGUUGCUUUUUGGCCUCACUUUAGCGCAAAAUCGCUUAAUACAUUCAGCAUAUUUUCCUUCUUUCUAAAGCAAAUAAAGAUACUAAUGGUGGUAUGAAGCCUGUAAAUAUUCUCGUUGAUACAUCCUCUUUCAUAUCGAAUGUUGAGAUUGUGCAUUUAUUACUGAUAUUCGUAAUAAAUCUGAUCAAUAACAGUGCAUGUGUGAACUUUUUACCAAAAACAUACAAAUUUCGGUCAAAAGUCUUAGUUCUGUCAAAAACUAUCACCCGACAUUAAAUUGAAGAAUAAAGUGAUUGUAAUACAUUUCUACCAACAAGAUGAUAGAUAAUUUCGCAUUAUUUAAGACCUUUUUCCAUUUUCUGGGUUGAAAAUGUGACAAUAUACAUUAGUAUAUCCAAGUCCACAAUAUGCAGUAAAAAAGCUAAAUUUCUGAAAAUUGAGUUUUCAAGUUUGAGACAUUAUAAGUUUGUAAAGAAAAAUGAUAUCAAUUUGGAAUUUCGUCAACAUAAUAGUUGUAUAUUAGGAAAGUUUUCUAAAAAGUAUCAAGGCAAUUUCCAUAUUUUCAUGAGAUUUAUGGUAAAUCAUUAUUUCGCAAAUUUUCAAUUUUUGGAAAAAAAAUCUCAAAAUUGCACUUUUCUUAUCAAAAUCUCAGCUUGAUUACAUUUUCAUCACCAAUGAAUAGUAUCAACUUGUAGAAAAUUUAUUCAUCUUUCAUAUGACACUAAUUUUGUGGCAAAUGAAUGUUUGUGUCGGAAUUUAUGUAUGAAAAUCCAAAUUCCAUGAAUAUGGCGGCCAUUUUGGACGCCAUCUUGGAUUUGAACCCCAUGGGACAAUAUUUUGUUUUGGGAACAUCAAAAUUCAUUUCCUAGACAUCUUAAGGAUUACAAAAAUGUAGGUUAAAAAAAUAUAUCAUUCGGGUGCAUGGGAACCCUACCUCCCUACCAGACUA